Eremothecium gossypii ATCC 10895 is the source of this 1806-nucleotide messenger RNA. It is a transcript of the gene GIP1, whose product is annotated as protein phosphatase regulator GIP1. The coding region runs from base 1 to 1806 and encodes 601 amino acids. NCBI's taxonomy places the organism in Eukaryota, Fungi, Ascomycota, Saccharomycetes, Saccharomycetales, Saccharomycetaceae. The record is from RefSeq and is marked provisional. The transcript has a single exon.
AUGAGUAUUGUCAUGGACAAGAACCUCAGCUUUAACAGCGAGCAGUUAUUGAAUGUAACUACCGAAGAGGAAGAAGGGAAUGGGGAGGGGUUUCCUGGUAUAUGUGGUCAUCAUUCAUCUACGCUCACAGAAAGGACGAUGAACCUCGUCGCUGUGUCUACCGCUGCCGCAUCUUCGCUAUCUGCAAAUCUUAUCACAACACCCAGCAGCCCUCCAGUUGUACAUCGCGAGUCCCAAAAGAAGCGUAAGAAGGCUCGAAGGCUACUACGCAAAUGGAAACAGACCGUUAAGCAAAAACUACAUAUUGCAAAUUACGAUACAAAUGGGGCAUAUACGAACAACCAGAGUACGGCCACUAGCAUGAGUGAGCUAAAAGACGCUUUAAGCUGUUACUAUAAAUUUAAGUCCGAUGAAUCCAAGAUUGAGGAGAUGUUUGAGACGAUGAUGUUCAAGAACAAUGGGCAGAGUCCGCCUAUUACUAGAGAUCAGGAGCUACGAGAGCUUGUACCCUUUGAAAUCAUAGGGGAGCAGAAGCUAGCCGACUUGAAGAAGAAGUUAGAUGUAUUUAGUAAUUGCUUAUCUGCGCUCGACGAUGACAAGCCAUGGAAUCAAUCUAGCGGCUUCAACUCUCCAAAUGAUUUGAAGGCUCCUCGCUCUGCUAUUGGUGGGUCGGGAUCCCCACCCGACUUGGUAUCAGGAAUCUCUACAUUAGAUAGUGCUGAACCACCCGAAUCAUUGGAUAAGCCUUCCUGUUGUCAGCUCCUCAGUGGCGAUGACUGCUGCAUAAAUGAAUCUGCAGACUCGACUCCACAUGUUGGACUUACGACAGGCAGUUCGAAAGCCUCUUCAAUUGUUGAAAAAAUCGCUUCGUUUGUUAGAACCCCAAAGACCAGUGAGACCAGUCCGAUGGAUUCUGUACGGCUAAGCUCUCCUCUUGAUAGUGAGUUUGAAGUGCAGCGCCUAGUCAUCCCCACAUUCCGUAUGAACGCUGGUAAGAAUAUGGAUGUGUCGCAUAUCGUAGAAAACUUAAAGAGUGGUACAAUAACAGAAAAUGAUUUAUUGUAUCUAGCCUCCAUGUAUGCCGCCCAGGAGGUCGGCUUCAUGGAUAAAUCAUUCUACGACGACCAGGGCAAUGAGGCUGACAAUGAAUCUGCGACAUCGGACGAUUUAGAAAAGGAGCGGCAAACCAUAACUACGGAUGAAAGAGAUUAUUACAAAAACAACCACGAGAGCCCUGAUUCCGUAAAGUUUGACAGAUUUUCAUACUUGGUCAUCUAUAAUGCCUCUAAAAAAUGUGACAGUUCGGGGUUGAAGAAGAGGUCAACAAGGAAUAAUUCUGGAAGCAUAAUACAGGGAACAACGGCAGUAGAUUCAGGCUACGAGGGCGACGACGACGAACCACAUAGCCCAAAUAUCACAGAGUCUGAUGGUUCCCUAUGCAAGUCGAUUCUAAAAAGCAAAAACAAUGACAAGGAGUAUCUAGAAUCUCAAAGAGCUGUGAAAUGUGAUAAAGUUAGCGUCGACGAGUUCUUAGAAUUUUUUGAGCAGUACGAAAAUGAAAGACGCGACGGUGAGCACAUGUUAACGUCCGCUCGUGACAAACAAUUGUGUAACUAUUACUCUAACGAAUACUUCCCAGAAAUUUCAUGUCAAUCUAACCCAGUAAAGGCCACUACUGAGUUUACUCGCAGUAAGCUGGCUACUGAGCACAAUAUUGGCCGCGAGUUGAUGGAUGUGAAGAGUGAGGUGGAUUCAUAUAACUGCUAUAAUGAUUGCUCCAGUGUCAUUGGUGUCGAAGCUAACUAA